Molecule: messenger RNA, 735 nt
Organism: Serpula lacrymans var. lacrymans S7.9
Lineage: Eukaryota; Fungi; Basidiomycota; Agaricomycetes; Boletales; Serpulaceae
Exons: 4
Coding region: 1-735 (244 amino acids)
Source: RefSeq, a predicted model, not a curated record
AUGACCUCAUCACUCACAUUAUCCACAGAUCAUGUUCUUCAGCUUUCAAAACAGCACCUCAAUCAACAUUGUUGGAGCGCUCGCAUACAGGAAAAUUUCUACAACUGCUCUCUCCCGCGAUGUGCAGGUCGAGCGCAUGGAUCGGUGGCCGCUCUGAAAACCCAUGUCGAGCUGAGUCACCUCUCUCGGGUCGCCCUCUCAUGUCCAGCCCGAGGAUGUGAUCAGCUCUUUGGCCGUACUACGGCUCUCGAAACCCACUUUGUAACGAGUCACUGGCAGCUCGUCAAUACAGUUAUCACCUUUCCAUCUGCGACUAUCAAUGCUACAGCUAUUCCAUUCGCUCCUCAGAUCAAACGCUUUCUGCCUCCUCUUCCUGAUAGUCCGGUGCCGGCACACCUAGCGGUUCCUCUCGUCUUUCCAAAUCAACAUCUUAAGCGCAAAAGCUCUCCCCAAGAGCCUAUCAGUCGCAAGUGGAGCCGAAUGGAGGUACAGGAUGAGGAGGACGGGCAUGAGCAUAUAGCCUUUGAUAACCUAAAUCACUCUGUGAUCCAAAAAUCUACGGGGCCCUUUGCUGUGGAGGUGCAUUUGAAGCCUCCGAAUCUUGAUAGGCAGCUCUCGCGACCGCUGCCCAUCGUAUCUUCACCACGACGUUUCAAUGUACCGAGGUCCAUGUUGUUUGACGAGUUAAUCAAGCGGAAUGCUUUGGAUGUUGUAGAUAGCCGGAGCGGGCUGUGA